AUGACAAGGAAAGUUAUCAAUCCUUGGGAUAUUCCUCCUGGGAUUGAUACAAAUCAUCGAGUUAUUCACAUUAUGAACUUACCUCCUGGUAGUAAUUGGGCCCAAAUUAAGCCAUAUUUUUUCAAUUUUCCAAUUGAAUUUGCGCAUUUCUUUGGAAAUCAAGCACUUCUUCAAUUUGUAACAUCAAAAGAUGCUAGAAAUUACAUUCAAAACGAAAGAAAGAUCAUCGACGAAUUAAAUGUAAAAAUAGAAUUCUCAAUUAUACCAGAAUUGAUAUAUGAUGAUUUUGAAUCUAUUCCUGGCGCAUCACUUGUUAUUUGUGUACAAGUUAAUAGGCUCAGACUCUACUUAGGAAUUUAUGAUAUAUACGAUCAGUGUUCGCUUUUCGGUACAGUAGAUAAAAUCAUCUGUUUUGAGAAGAGUGGUAAGUUUGCUCUUGUCCAAAUGCAUACAAUUCAAGAUGCUGGACUUGCAUUAUAUAAUUUAUCAAAUUGUGAAAGGCAUAAUCCCUCAUUCAAGCUGAGAAUACAAUUUUCAAAGAACCAUGAUAUUGUCAUUAAAUUUAAUAAUACAAAAAGCUUUGAUUUCACUCAGCCUUCUGCAAGAUUAGAAUUUGAACAAAAUAGAGAGAUUGCAAUGUCUGAAUUAGGCUUCUUUGAGCCAGAGCGUGAUGAAUCCAUUCCCCAACAGUUUGAUUUAUUUAGACCUGUUGAUUUUGACCCAAGUUUUUCAAAUUGUUGUUUAGUUCGAGGUUUUCAUGUAACAACCAACCCUUGUGAUUCUAUUUAUGCAUUAUUUAGGCAAUAUGGUAGAAUAACAUCUGUAAGAUGUUCAGCAGUUCGUGGAAAUGGUUCGAUUUCUCUUGUUUUCUUUAAAGAAAGCUUUUGUGCACGAAUGUCCCAAUACAUGCUACAGAACUUGAAUAUAUCUAAUGAUACUCUAGCUAUUGAACUGGUCACAGAAGCUGAAAUUCCUUCUCUUGGAAUUGAAUUAUCAAAAGAUUAUAGUAAUCUAUCAGAAUCAUAUGAAGAAUCUUAUUGUCCGCCUUCCAAAUAUGUUAGGAUAACUCCUAAUCCUGGAAAUCUUGAAAAAUUCCAAAACUCAGAUGGAAAAUUAAUAAAUGAUGGAAUUGCUGAGUUUUCUUCAAUAGAAAAUGCUUCUCUCUUCAUUACUAUGAAUUCAUUGAAAGAUUUGAAUGGAGAGAAAUACUAUAUAACUUAUUUUGAAAAAGAUUUGUGA
Molecule: messenger RNA, 1239 nt
Organism: Trichomonas vaginalis G3
Lineage: Eukaryota; Parabasalia; Trichomonadida; Trichomonadidae
Exons: 1
Coding region: 1-1239 (412 amino acids)
Biological process (GO): regulation of RNA splicing
Cellular component (GO): nucleus
Molecular function (GO): mRNA binding
Source: RefSeq, a predicted model, not a curated record